This is a messenger RNA of Alternaria alternata, 673 nucleotides long. RefSeq lists its product as hypothetical. The transcript has a single exon. The record is from RefSeq and is a predicted model, not a curated record. NCBI's taxonomy places the organism in Eukaryota, Fungi, Ascomycota, Dothideomycetes, Pleosporales, Pleosporaceae. Bases 1 to 486 code for a protein of 161 amino acids.
AUGACGACGGCGCAAGUAACCCUUGUUUAUAGUGGAACGGCCGUGCGUCGUGUUAGAUAUCAGCAGCUACGCCACGACUGGGCACUUUGCGCUCACAUAUGGAAUACAUCCUUUGUCGCGAUGGGCCUAGCCACCUCGCUUUGCACCUGCAUAUUGUUGGUGAAGUGUCAAACCUUUCCAAAGGACCACGUUGUUGGCGCAAGUCGUCUGGGACGUCUGAGUGCGCUUUCGCGACUCGUACAAGGUCCCAUAGACCCAUGCAAAGAAACGGGGAGACCUUUUUCUAGACUACCAGGAUCUGCAACUAAACGUCCGCUUCAGAGGGCUGAACCGCAAGAAGCCGCAGCCAAGGAUCCCCACCGUGGAAGCAGAAACACUUUCGAAUUCUCUGCCAUGCACUUUGAUGCAGUUUCUGACCCACGUCACACCGGACCCACAAUAUUCGUCAACAUCGAUAUUCAAGCAACUUUUGCGAUUACUCUCUGACAUUCACGAUAUUCCAGGUAUAUCUAGCAUUGGUUAUGAUGCUAUACUACCAUACCAAGGUGGUCCAGAAGCCUGACUUUACGUACAAGAAACCGGUGUAGCCCGCCCAAACGUCACGAUGUUGAAAACGCCGCAUUGUUCCAAACGUGUUCUAUGCAGACGCCGCAUCAUGAGGCCUUGACGAUCG